Molecule: messenger RNA, 1497 nt
Organism: Letharia columbiana
Lineage: Eukaryota; Fungi; Ascomycota; Lecanoromycetes; Lecanorales; Parmeliaceae
Exons: 4
Coding region: 1-1497 (498 amino acids)
Biological process (GO): proteolysis
Molecular function (GO): aspartic-type endopeptidase activity
Source: RefSeq, a predicted model, not a curated record
AUGCAUCUCCUACCGCUAUUGACACUUACGUCAGGACUUCUGUCCUACACGCUCGCUUCAGCGCCCGCCUUACGCUCUCUCGACACUGCACCAGUCUUGCACUUCACUCUCACGCGUCGAGGUGGCAAAUUCGCUCCAACUGAAUUCGCACGCGACUACGUCAACCUGACCUAUCUCGCCGAAGAGCUAGAGAAGACAGAAGCUCGUUUCAACCUUACGAAGAGAGAGGUCAAAGGCAACAAGUUAGUCAGGAAGGCAAAGAACAAUGAGGUGGGUGGAAGGGAUCCAAGUGCACUUAUGGGUGAAGUGGCCGCAGAUGGAGUCUGGUAUGCGAAGGUCAAGAUUGGAGAUCCACCGCAAGAGAUUGAGAUGGACCUGAACAUGCUGGUCUCGGACUUCUACGUGGUUACGACAACAAGCCGCAAAGGGAGUCGAUACGAUGACUUCUUCUCCCAAUCAGCACAGAAGUCGCUAGAUCGUCCCUACCCAACCUGCUACCAACACACAGACCUCUUCACUCUACCGGCCAUCAACGAUCCAUUGCCCCUUUCGUUCCCAUACUGCCGCCCCUCCAAGUUCUCCCGCAACACGCUUGGCCCUUCCGGUAGCUCCUUGGGUCUUGCUCCAUCAGAACAUCUCAGCCAGACCGGCUCAAUAUCAUUAUUCAAGCAGUUACUUGAGAAAGAAGUCAUCCAGCAUCCGAUUUUCUCUUUGAUGCUGAUCAAUGGUCAAGACGGAGUCCUUAGUGUUGGAGGUACAGCUGCCAGCACCAUAGAGAUGGUGGUCAGCCAGACCGAGAACGCGCUAAAUCAGCUGGAUGGGACGGAAAAGGGUGACGUAGGCCCAGUUGAGAAAUUGGCGCCAUUAGUGAAGAGGAGCAGACACGGUAAAGAGGUUGUGACAAAGCGAGAGGAUUGGGAAACAGGAUGGGUCUGGACAGGAGUCCAAGGCGCCGAGGGAUGGUGGCAGUUGCUGAUGCGAGGAGUAUGGGUUGAUGGAAGUAAGGUAUUGCAGAAUCAGGCUGUGGUCAUUGAUAUAAACAGCCCUUUCAUUCUCGCCCCACCACUCGCCGUAAAAGCCUUCUACGCCUCCAUUUCGGGUUCACGGCCGCUUCCUCCUCCUUUCUCAAACUUCUACGUCUUCCCCUGCCUCAACCCACCAACGCUACAUUUCGAGUUCAGUGGAACCCCUUUUCCAUUCAUGCAAGGAGGUCGUGGCGCCGAAUGGUCUGGCAUUCCAGGUGGCAAGUUCAGUCUGGGUAGGCUAGAGGCAGGCAGUGGGUAUUGUGUUGGAGCGGUGGUGGAGACGAGGAUGGGGAUCCGAGAGGAGAGGGAUGAAGUAGUGCAUGAUGGGAAGAAAGGCCGAUCAACUCCUAGCAGAGGAGGACUAGGAGGCAACGGUAUGAGAGAUGUGUGGGUCAUUGGAGAGGGCUUCUUUAGGGGUGUUGGAGGGGUGUUCGAUUUUAAAGAGCAUAGAGUGGGAUUCAGGGCGUAUUAG